Sceloporus undulatus (fence lizard) is the source of this 3451-nucleotide messenger RNA. Its product is annotated as zinc finger protein 91-like. Lineage: Eukaryota; Metazoa; Chordata; Lepidosauria; Squamata; Phrynosomatidae. The record is from RefSeq and is a predicted model, not a curated record. Gene Ontology annotation, cellular component: nucleus. Gene Ontology annotation, biological process: regulation of transcription by RNA polymerase II. Bases 126 to 2966 code for a protein of 946 amino acids. Gene Ontology annotation, molecular function: DNA-binding transcription factor activity, RNA polymerase II-specific; RNA polymerase II transcription regulatory region sequence-specific DNA binding. The transcript has 4 exons.
AGAGACUGCCUGGAAGUUUCCUCUGAGAUACCAAAUACAUUUAGGACACCCUGCAGGACAAGAUGCACCUGUUUGAACAUAGCAUGGGGACACCCUAAAUCAAGGUGCCUUGAUCUAGGAAGAAAAUGGCUUCAUGUGAUCCAGAUUUGGGUGAAAAGAUUCCAGCUGUUCUUAGACCUUUGGCAACUGAAGAAACUGAGGCAGCUAAAGAUUGGCCUGAACUCCACCUUGGUGCAGCUUCCUGGAUGGAAGGGGGACAAGUGUGGGUCCUUGAGCUUGAACCUUGUGGUGCUGAAACUUCUCUUGGUGGUGAAAAUGUAGAGGAAAUAUCCCAGUCAUCAUCAAGUAUGGAGACCACAGAUUCAGAGAGUCUAGCCAAGAAAGUUGCAGUUUCAGAAUCCCAGCACCAGUCAGAUGAAAGAAAGACAAUCCCCUCAGCCUGCCAACAUAGUAAGGAAACCUCUGGAAGUGAUGGCGAAACGUUCAGCCAAAUUUCAAAGCUCGCUACAAAUCAGAUCAAUCAAGCCAAGAAUCGGUAUGCCUGUGACCAGUGUGAUGCAGCUUUCAAAUGGGCCUCCCACCUUGACCGACAUAAAAAUGUUCACUCUGGAAAGAAAGCCUCUAGACAAAGUCAGAGAUGGAACCAGAAGCAGUCAGCAGUACCCAUGAGCCAAAAGUCAUGGGUAAUGACAAAGCAUGCUAAGAAUUUACACACCUGUGACCAGUGUGGGAGAGGCUUCUGUUGGCCUUCUCAACUUGUCCAGCAUCAUAAAAAUGUGCAUCAUGAGAACAAAGCAACUAGGCAGGGCCAGAACAAACUGGGAGAAUUCAGACCAAGCUUUCUCCACCAAAAGUCCAUAGCAAAGACAGACCAGAGCUGCCGUGCAAAGCAGCCACUCACCUGCAACCAAUGUGGAAAGGACUUUUGGUUCCCCUCAGAUCUUGGCCGUCAUCAGCGUGUUCAUUCUAGGAGGAAUGCAGCUAGGCAGAAUCUAUGUCGAUUGGAAGGAUGCUGCCCAAAUCCCAUAGUGCCUGACUUUCUGAAAGCAAAUAAUGCAUUUGCUGAUUCUUACAAGACUUUGAGUAAUGACUCAGACAGCACCACCUCUACCAAGAAUCUCCACAUCUGUGGCCAAUGUGGGAAGGCCUUCCUUUGGCCCUCUCUACUUGACCAACAUCAUAAAAAUGUGCAUCAUGAGAACAAAGCAACUAGGCAGAACAACAACAAAGUGGGAGUAUCCAGACCAAGCCUUCUCCACCAAAAGUCCACACUAAACACAGACAAGAGCUGCUGUGCAAAGCGUCCACUCAUUUGCAAUCAAUGUGGAAAGGUCUUUCGGUACCCCUCAGAUCUUACCCGUCAUCAGCUUGUUCAUUCUAGGAGGAAUGCAGGUAGGCAGAAUCUGUGCCAAUUGGAAGGAUGCUGCACAAAUCCCAUGGUGCCUGACUUUCUGAAAGCAAAUAAUGCUGAUUCUUACAAAACUUUUAGUAAUCACUCUGACAGCACCACUUAUACCAAGAACCUCCACAUCUGUGACCAAUGUGGAAGGGGAUUUCAGUGGCCCUCUGAUCUUACCCAUCAUCAGAACAUUCAUUCUAAGAGGAAUGCAGUUAGGCAGAAUCAGAAUCUGUGCCAAUUGGAAGCAUGCUCCCCAAGUCCCAUGGUGCCUGGCUCUCAUUAUUCAAAGAAUGCAUUUGUAAAUUCUUACAAAACUUUGAGUGAAGACUCAGAUAGCACCACCUGUACCAAGAAUCUCCAUAUCUGUGACCUGUGUGGGAAAACCUUCCAAUUACUUUCUAACCUUGCUCGACAUAAACUCACUCACAUUAGAAGAAAGCGAAGGAAUGGUAAGUGUACUCAGUUCAAGAACUCUAAUGUCUGUGAUCAAUGUGGGCAAAAAUUCAAGUGGUUCUGUGACCUUGCCCGACAUGAAUGCACUAAGAGAAAGCAAGAGAAGUCUCACCUCUGUGAGCAGUGUGGACAAAGCUUCAAGUGUGCCUCUGACUUCAUCCAACAUAUGUCUAACCACUCUUCAGAGCGGCCCUAUAGCUGUACCAUUUGUGAGCUCCAGUUCAAGCGUCAUGCACAGCUAAAGGGGCACCUGAAAUGGCAUGCAGCGAGCCAUGAAAUGGAAGGAGAAGGAGAAGAUCAGAAGCACCAAGGUGUGCAUGGUCAAGAUCUCCCUGGGGUAAGCAUCCUCAAGGAUCAGCUGCAAUGCCUUAACCUCCCGCAUUCUGAGGAGGACAACCAGUCUUUUGCCAGUUUGAAAUCCUGUGAGUUUGAAGAAUGUCAUAUUUCUUCCCCCAAACAACUCCCCCCAAACACCAUUUUGGAAAUUGGAGUCAAUGGGGUUCCCCAUAUCCUGCCCCUUAUCCAGACUUGUGAGUGUGGAUACUGUGAAACCGAUGAUGGCAACUUUGACAUGAAAUCUCCUGAAUUGCCUCAUCUGAAAACUGACAUCACAGCCAAUUCUGAGUUGCCAUCUGCUCUGUCCACUAACUCCAGUGUCUUGAUCACCUCAAGUGAAGACCACAUGGAAAGGAAGAAAACUUCUACUGCAAGCACUGCUGCACAUGCUCAGUGGUCAGUUGCUGUUGCUGGUCAAAGCCAUAAUGAUCCUGUUUGCCUUCCGAAGCAAGCCUCCCAUUUGACAGGCAAGGAGAAGCUUUUUUCUUGCCCUAAGUGCCAAAAGCAGUUCAGCUUUCUUUCCUAUCUGACAAGGCACUUGCAGGUCCACCAGCCAGGGAAGCCAUAUCAAUGUACAACCUGUAAGAAGUGCUUUGCCCGGCGUUCAUACCUGCACAAGCAUCGCAGGCUGCACACUGUAAAUUUGGCACAUGAAUGCCCAGAAUGUGGCAGCUACUUCACUCAGAUUACUUACUUGCGCAGGCACAUGCAUAAACACACAAAGCAGAAACAAGAAAUUUUGUCAGCUUUGGAAGCCGGACCCCCAUCCUUAGGGUGAAGUAGUCCUCCUAGAUUGAGGGUAUGGUUAAAAUGCAGGUAUGACAUGACUUCCUUUACUACCUAGGUUGAUUCCAUUUUCCAACCUCAGAAGAUACCCUGCCAUUAAUACUUGCCCUACUUUCACCCUUUUAACCCUAUUCUUAAGUGAAUAAGAGCUAGGGUCCCAAGUUUCUCCAUAAACCAGUGUCAAUAUUUUAGGUAGCGGCUUCUCUUUCCAGCUUAUAACUGUCAAUUCAGAGUCAUACACUAUAAAACAAACAGUAAGUUUUAUUGAGAAACAUACAGAAAUAAAUAUCUUAUGUGAGUUGACUUCUAGUUCAGUAUGGCUACAUUAAAAGCCUUUAAGCAGUCUAACUCUCUUCUUCUAAACAUAUCCAGGGGUAGCUGUGCUGGUCAUCUAGCAAAGUACAAUAAAGUCCAAUCCCCCCUCCCCCACAAAACUGGUACCUUUAUUGAUCAACUAAAAUGCACAGAAUAUAUGUU